Messenger RNA from Alnus glutinosa, 1937 nucleotides. RefSeq lists its product as uncharacterized. NCBI's taxonomy places the organism in Eukaryota, Viridiplantae, Streptophyta, Magnoliopsida, Fagales, Betulaceae. The record is from RefSeq and is a predicted model, not a curated record. Bases 52 to 1635 code for a protein of 527 amino acids. The transcript is spliced from 2 exons.
UUUGAGGCAUAGAAGUCGCCUGACUCUCGGGGUUUUCAGUAUUGCUCAGAAAUGGCCAAUCUUUGGCCUCACCUAGUCUAUGCAAUAUUGGCAUUGUUCUUAUUAGCUACCAAUGUAGCAGCCGAAGACAAGCUAUUGCUACCACCAUUUGUCCCAUUCCCAUUUCCACUACCUAGGCCUCCCCCACCAUCUCAGUCACCUCCUCCUCCACCACCUCAUCGUCUACCGCCAUUCCCGUUCCCAUUUCCACCACCUAGGCCUCCACACCACACCCCACCACCACCACCACCACCACCUCAUCUUAUACCGCCAUUCCCGUUCCCAUUUCCACCACCUAGGCCUCCACACCACACCCCACCACCACCACCACCACCACCACAAUCUCCGUCACCGCCACCACCAUCACCAUCUCCGUCACCUCCUCCCCCACCACCACCACCACCACCAUCUCCGUCACCACCACCACCACCAUCUCCGUCACCACCACCACCAUCUUCGUCAUCUCCUCCUCCUCCCAAGGGGUCACCUCCUCCCCCACCACCUCCGUCACCACCACCACCAUCUCCGUCACCUCCUCCCCCACCAUCUCCAUCACCACCACCACCACCACCAUCUUCGUCAUCUCCUCCUCCUCCCAAGGGGUCACCUCCUCCCCCACCAUCUCCGUCACCACCACCACCACCAUCACCAUCACCACCACCACCACCACCACCACCAUCUCCGUCACCACCACCACCACCAUCUCCGUCACCACCACCACCAUCUUCGUCAUCUCCUCCUCCUCCCAAGGGGUCACCUCCUCCCCCACCACCUCCGUCACCACCACCACCAUCUCCGUCACCUCCUCCCCCACCAUCUCCAUCACCACCACCACCACCACCAUCUUCGUCAUCUCCUCCUCCUCCCAAGGGGUCACCUCCUCCCCCACCAUCUCCGUCACCACCACCACCAUCUCCGUCACCACCACCACCACCACCACCAUCUUCGUCAUCUCCUCCUCCUCCCAAGGGGUCACCUCCUCCCCCACCACCUCUGUCACCACCACCACCAUCUCCGUCACCUCCUCCCCCACCAUCUCCGUCACCUCCUCCCCCACCACCACCACCAUCUUCGUCAUCUCCUCCUCCUCCCAAGGGGUCACCUCCUCCCCCACCAUCUCCGUCACCACCACCACCAUCUCCAUCACCACCACCACCACCACCAUCUUCGUCACCACCACCACCACCCCCACCAUCUCGGUCACCACCACCACCACCAUCUCCGUCACCUCCUCCCCCACCAUCUCCAUCACCACCACCACCACCACCAUCUUCAUCAUCUCCUCCUCCUCCCAAGGGGUCACCUCCUCCCCCACCAUCUCCGUUACCACCACCACCACCACCACCACCAUCUUCGUCACCACCACCACCACCACCAUCUUCGUCAUCUCCUCCUCCUCCCAAGGGGUCACCUCCUCCCUCACCAUCUCCGUCACCACCACCACCAUCUUCUUCACCUCCUCCCCCACCAUCUCCGUCACGACCACCACCACCACCAUCUCAAUCACCUCCCCCACCACUUCGAUCAGCUCCUCCUCCUCCUCCUCCUCCUCCUGGAUCUCCAUCACCUCCAUUUGCUCCUCCUCCUCCAAAGUAGCUGCCACCACCUCCCAAUGUUGACUAAAACAAACAGUCUUCGUACUAAUUAGUUUGUCUAAUAAAGUCAUAAAAUGAAUAAUUGGUGCUGAAGUAAUCAGAUGCCAUCGUCAGGGACUAGUUUAUUACUACUGUUCAAUGCCAAACAAGGCAACCUACUUGAGACAAGGGGGCAUAUAUAUAUAUAUAUAUAACAUACAAUGAAGGUCGACGUACAUGAUGCCAUGAUGCCUUGCAGCUCAUGUGCAAAAUAUGAUUUUAUUCUCUUGAGUUAGAGAUAUAAUAAAUUUGUGAUUCCUAUAA